UCUAUUUCCUGCAAGUAGGAAGCGCAAGUUAUAAAAUGGAGGAUAAACGAGAAUGGACGAAACAGGGCACAGAAAAUUUUAUUGAAGCUGUGGAGAGCUACCCCGAAAUUUGGGACGUACAUAACCGGGACUUUAAGGAUCGAAUGAAGAAGAUGUGUGCAUUGAACGAAAUCUCGUCAAUAUUCGACACGUCGGUGAAAGAGGAAGAAGAAAUAGUUACAGGAGAUGAUGUGCCUGUUGCUAAUGAGGGGAAGAAACGAAAAAGAAAGGAGAAUAAAGGAAGUGGUAAUGGGCUCAUUGAAAAGGCAGAAAAAAUUCUGGGCCAGGAAAUUGAUGCUUUCCAACCAUUUGGAGAUUAUGUGGCUAGUGAGCUGUGGUCACUAAAAAAUGAAAAAAAUGUAAACAAACUGAAAAUAAUGAUUCUGAAAAACAUCAUUGAAAUAAGCGAGAUUGACAGUGCAGAAAUACCAUCCACUCCAGUUUCACCAGUGAGAGACACAAGUGCUGCCAGUCAAUGCAUACUUAAUGUUACAGAUUUUAUAAACAUAGAAUAA
This is a messenger RNA of Schistocerca cancellata (South American locust), 554 nucleotides long. RefSeq lists its product as uncharacterized. The transcript has 3 exons. NCBI's taxonomy places the organism in Eukaryota, Metazoa, Arthropoda, Insecta, Orthoptera, Acrididae. The record is from RefSeq and is a predicted model, not a curated record. Bases 36 to 554 code for a protein of 172 amino acids.